Messenger RNA from Lentinula edodes (shiitake mushroom), 840 nucleotides. RefSeq lists its product as uncharacterized. The coding region runs from base 66 to 581 and encodes 171 amino acids. NCBI's taxonomy places the organism in Eukaryota, Fungi, Basidiomycota, Agaricomycetes, Agaricales, Omphalotaceae. Gene Ontology annotation, cellular component: ribonuclease P complex. The record is from RefSeq and is a predicted model, not a curated record. Gene Ontology annotation, biological process: tRNA 5'-leader removal. The transcript has 5 exons.
UCGGACGGGAAUUUCGGCCCGCAUUGCCCUUUUGUGCGUUGACCACGAUCCCGCACUACUUUCUAAUGGUUCGAUUUAAAAAUCGGUGGUUCCUAGUCGAAUUCAUACCCAUUCCCUCCGAUGCAAAGAUACUUUCCAUUCCUCCUAUUCCUCAUUCAGGUUCAAGCACACCUACCCGACUGAACUUGGACAGCAAACAAAUCUACUCCGCACUCAAGCAGAGUGUUAUCUCGAACUAUGGGGAUGUCGGAUGGGGUGCGGUCGGGCUGAGUUUGUCUGUCAAAUAUUUCUCCCCCACAACUAGCAUCUGCAUCAUCCGAGUUGGGCGGGACCAACACAAUAUUGUUUGGGGCGCUCUCACGCUGCUCAACGGUCUAGAGGGCAUAAAGUUCAUUCCUAAUGUUGUGCAUGUUUCGGGCACAAUCAAACAUGCCCAACUAGCUGCGAUCGCACAUAAUAGGACGGUGAUAGCUAAGUAUCGGGCAAUGGCAGGUGCUCCUGUUGCCUACCAGGAUUCCUACGAUUCUUACGACACCUACCUCGAGUCGAGCAAUAGGGACAUUCAAGCGCUGCAGGAUUGAUAGGUAGAAUUGCAUGGGCGUAAAUGUUGGGUGAAUCAAAUUACACAAAUCAAGUCAAUUGUAUCUCUUCACAAAUGCAACUCUUUCUCUAUUGCCGUUGACUACAAGAUCUCUGUCUUCUUUCUCUUACAAAAUGCACAUCAACCCUCCAUCAAUGUAUUCGUUCACUCCCACAUAUGAACUCCCGGCUUGUUCAACUCCCCCACCUGCUUCCAAGCGUCUCUUCCAGUAAUUUCCGUCCACCAGCGCGCCACAUUUG